Molecule: messenger RNA, 4353 nt
Organism: Aspergillus heteromorphus CBS 117.55
Lineage: Eukaryota; Fungi; Ascomycota; Eurotiomycetes; Eurotiales; Aspergillaceae
Product: NACHT and TPR domain protein
Exons: 3
Coding region: 142-4353 (1403 amino acids)
Molecular function (GO): protein binding
Source: RefSeq, a predicted model, not a curated record
CCAUAGCUCGUAUCGCGGUAUUUCUCCAGCUGAGCCAGGCGGGCUGUCCAUCCUGCAUGCAUUGUAGUCCUGUGUCCAAAAGCUGUAUAGCGACAAUAAAAGUUGCAACACAAUAUAUAUCCAGCACCUGCAGGGCUCAGGAUGACAGUCACUACCUCCUCCCCCUCCCAGUUCACAAUCACCUGGGAACUGGCCGUGAAACGAUACGCAGCGGCGGUGGGCAAACAACGACUGGACGAUGCCUCGCUGCCCCGCCCCUCCUCCAUCGCGGAGCUGCUCCAUCGCCUCGACACCCAGAACAGCGACUUUGCGCGAUUCCGCGAAACCAAACAUUCGCUCUUCCACGUCCUCACCAGUCUAUGCGAGCCUAUUGAGCGGUUUGGGUCGCUGGCCGCGGACAUUGCGUCGAGUGCGUUCGCGCCCAGCUGCGUUUGCUUCAGCGCUAUUGCGUAUCUGAUUGAUGCGGCGAAGGAUGUUUCGGCGUCGUACGAUGCGGUGGUGGGGUUGUUUGUGACGUUGAAUGAUUUUCUCGUCCGUCUGGCUGUCUACGACGGCACUCGCAUGUCGGAGGCGUUGCAGGCCAAGGUGGUGGAUAUCCUCGCCACCCUGCUGGAGAUCUUUGGGCAAGCGACCAAGAUAGUCCGUGGGGGCAUUAGUGGCCGCGUGCUGCGGUUUACGAAGAAUGCUCUCCUUGGGUCGGACAAGACGCUCCAGGGCUUGAUUUCCCGGCUGGAUAGGCUCUGUCAGACGGAGCACCAGCUCGUCGGGGCAGAGACCCUGGUUGAGUCGAAGAAGACGAGCCAAGCGGUCGAGAGCCUGGCUGCUGUGCUGAACGGGGCGAGCUUGGUGUUGGACGAUAGCCACGGGAGAUUGACGCAGGCUCAAGCGGAUCUGCAGCGUCUCGCGGAAGGGCAAGAUGAGCUUCGUCAGGAGGUGCAUCGGGAUAUCAGCAGCCUGUUGGGGUCGUUCAUGGGCUCGGGUGCCAGGCGCAGCAGUGACUCCGACCAUCUGAAAUCCAUCCUGCAGCCGUCGGUGGCGCCCUCUGACAUGUACUAUGAUUUCGCGAGAAAGCGGCUGCCCGGGACAGGGGAAUGGAUUCAUUCUGAACCGGGGUUCCGGGCUUGGCUGGAAAGGGAACAGCCCCUGCUGUGGAUUUCUGGGCAGCCUGGCUGUGGGAAGAGCUUUCUGGCUGAGUAUAUCAUUUCGGAGCUGAAACGGCGGUAUCCGCAGGGCGUCGACCAUGAGUCGCAGACGUCGAUCGGGUAUUUCUUUUUCAAGGAUAAUAGCCCCAAGACGAGAGACGUGCAUCAGGCCUUGCGGGAUGUCGCUUAUCAGGUCAGUCUCAAUGAUCCGGUGUAUGCGAGGGAGAUGGCGCUGCAGUGCAGUUCCGCUGGCGAUAUCGGCACGCUUCAGAGUGCGUGGAUGACGCUCUUUCGGGACUAUUUUGUGGGCGGCGAUGAGGGGGGCCCCUGGGUGUAUGUUGUUCUGGAUGGGUUGGACGAGUCGCUGGAGGCGGACCGACAGAUGUUUCUUGAAUUCCUGCUCGAUGUGAAGGGUGAGAGUAGCGUCAAGCCAAGGAUUCAAAUCGUCAUGCUGGGAAGGCCCCAUCUGUCCGGCGAUGUGGUGGAUCUUUUCCACGAGUCGGUCUCAUCGAUCUCGAUUGACCGCUCAAAGAACGAUGACGAUAUCGCGCGUUAUGUCGAGCGCUCGGUCAUGCGGUCGCGGAAUCUCGCGCGUGCCCCCCAGAGCCUGCGCAGGGAGGUCGUCGAGUUUCUGACGAAAAACGCCCAGGGGAUGUUCAUGUGGGUGAACCUGAUGGUGCAGGAACUCGGUCGGCACAACCGCGCAAGCAGCAUCAGGGAGUGCCUGACACGGCCGCCAACGGGUCUGUACGAGACCAUUCGACGCACGCUGGAGAGUCUAAGUGCGUACCUGAAGGGCGACGACCCGACUGAAUUGAAUACGGCCUUGACCUGGGUGACGUGUGCUGCGCGUCCUCUUUCCCUUCAGGAACUCGAAGCCGCCCUGGUGGUGGAAUCCUCCGAGCCAGACGACAUACUCAAUUUGGAAAGCAUGCUCCGGUUGCAGUUUGCCUCGUUUCUGACCCUUGUCCGGGAUGAUGGUCUUACGACUUCUGAUCUAGAGGCUGAGGCGGCUAGCUCUCCGGUUGGAUCGGAUGAUGCGCUCGAUGAGGAUGCGGAUGAUCUGCGGCUUGAGGGCGAUUUCAAUUCGAAUCCGAAAACGACGGAGGUUGUGUUCUGCCAUGCAUCGAUUGGCGAUUUCUUCCGAGAUGAAAACGAGAGCAAGUGCUCUGCUGGGGAAGCCUGUUUCCCGAUUGGUGUGGAUAUCGUGGAGGCCAGGAUCUCGACGUUGAAGAUAUGUCUGCAAUUGAUGUGCAACCCCUCGAAAGGUCCAAAUAUUCGCAAAUAUGCGCUGAUCUGGUGGUAUAGCCACGUGGAAGCCGCCGUUCCCCAUCUUGAUCGAAUCAGCCCGGCGGACCGGCUGGAAAUUGGGCGUCUCAUACUUCAAUCACUCCGCGACGAAAGGAUUCUGGCUGCCUGGAUUUCUCUCCGGGAAGCUGAUUCUUUCUGGAGCUUAGAGACAAUGCGUCCCAUUGUUAAAUUGCUGGACGAUGGACCGUUCCUGGAUGCUUUAGACGUGGAGACGCGCGACUGGGUGCUGGCUGCUAUCGAAAAGCCUCAGCAGCUGUUCAUCCCUGCCGCGAACCUCUUCGCAAAAAGAUGGCUGCAGGACAUGGAUUGGAGGCCUCGCGUCUGCAUGCUGAUCAUAAAUCGCAUCAGGGGCCUUUUAGAUGGCACGGGCGAAGGGACGGACGAAAGCCCGUCUGCCUCCGAUGUGCUCGAUUCUGCGGAAUGGGCAGAGCUCCCAAAGACGGCGGAGUGGCAUCGCCGAGUCGCUAUGUGCCUUCGGCGACUGUCCUUCUUCGAAGAGGCCAAGGCUCAUUUCCAAGCUGCGCUGGAGGUGGACAGCGAGAUGUGGCUUGCUCGGAGCGGUCUGGCGUACAUGUAUAGCCUCAGCGGAGACCAUGAGAAGUCUCUAGAUCUCUAUAGAGAGAACGGAGAAGUGGUGGAGGCUGCUCUGGAGAAUGUCGAAAUCCGCGACAAGCUCUCUCAUAGUGUCAGUGCCAUGGACCUUGCAGACAUCUACAAGGACGUCGGCCAGGAAGCCGUCGCUCUCGGCGACAACGACACCGCGAUGGUCUACUUCGAGAAAGCCCUUGCCCUGGACGCGCAGUGCGAGUGCUCGACCACGUACAUCGAGAUCCUCGGGGCGAGAGACACUCCGGAAGACAACGAGAAAAUCAUGCAAUACCUGCACGGGCUCGAAAAGAGCCCCAUGUCAAGCGGCCAUACCCGGCUCACCGAAUGGCUCACCCAGCGCUCUGACGCGGCGUAUACCGGCCGCCUAUACAUGUCCAUUGCCUGGGCCGCGCGGUCAACGCAUCAACUCGAAUGGCUCGAAAGCACAUACACCACCGCCAUCAGCCUGGCCAAACGCCAGCGCGACUCCGCCCUCGCCUUCGCCCUCCAAGUCACCCUCGCCGACCUCUUCAUCAGCUACGACACCAACAAAGAAGCGCUCGCCGUCUCGAUCUGGCAAAUGGUCAUGGACUUUCCCGCGACCUUCAUGCAAGGGAACACCUUCAUGCUCUACCUCCAAACCCUGGUCAGCCGCAGCUACGGCAGCUACCUCCUCGCCAAAGCCCUGCACAGUGACCCGUCCCCUCCCACCCCUACUGAAGCCAACCCCUACAUCCUCACCCUCCAACGCAUCGCCCAGCGCCGUGUCCUCCACCUCGACCACGUCUCCUCCUGGGCCGCCAACAACUUCGCCACCGCCCUCCUGGGCGUCUGGUACCACCGCACCAACCAGCCCGGGCUCGCCCGCGCAUGCUGUCUCCCGUUCGCGAAACAGUUCGUCGCCCACUCCGAUGACAGUCGCCUCGCCAGCUACCUCGCCUACUACGCCUUCGCCAAGAUCCUUCUUCUCCUGAGCGAUGAGUCCCGCGCGAUUGCCCUGUUGCAUGGUGCCGGGCAGGUGGAGGGGGUGGCGUGGACGUGUGAAGCGCGCUGUGGGCUGCAGCCGAAGACGUGGACGGGGGCGAACAUCUGUCUCGAUUGCGCGGCUGAUCUGUGUGAUGGGUGUUUGGGGGGGGUGAGGGAUGAGGGGCCGUUGAAGGCGAAUAUUUGUAGUAAGGAGCAUUCGUGGGUGAAGAUUCCGGGGGUUGAUGAGGGUGUGGUAGUGGAGGAGGGGGAGUUGUUUGUAGAUGGGGUGGUGGUUAGCUCGGGGGCGUUUAUAGCGGGGAUUCGGACGGAGUGGGGGCUUAGUUAG